Penicillium argentinense is the source of this 1773-nucleotide messenger RNA. Its product is annotated as serine/threonine-protein kinase. Gene Ontology annotation, biological process: regulation of mRNA processing; spliceosomal complex assembly; protein phosphorylation. The transcript is spliced from 4 exons. Bases 1 to 1773 code for a protein of 590 amino acids. Gene Ontology annotation, molecular function: ATP binding; protein kinase activity. NCBI's taxonomy places the organism in Eukaryota, Fungi, Ascomycota, Eurotiomycetes, Eurotiales, Aspergillaceae. The record is from RefSeq and is a predicted model, not a curated record.
AUGGAGGGCGUUGAUCUCACCACGGCCAUGCUGAACAAAGGCAAACAGAUGGCCAGCGUCGCUGCCUCGGCCGCCAAUGGCAGUACUACCAAGAAGAGGCGAAAAGGCACCGACCUGAAGCCUAUCGUCACCAAUGAUGCCGACGCCGAUGCCACCGGCGCCGCCUCUGCUCCGUCCACUGUCAAGCCCGGCGUUUCGCGCACCCCCUCCGUCGAGUCCACACCCGAGCCCGAAAACACCGCCGAGGAGGAGGACUCCGAGGACUAUUGCAAGGGCGGCUACCACCCUGUCGCCGUCGGCGAGACGUACAAUAACGGGCGCUAUGUCGUGGUGCGCAAGCUGGGCUGGGGCCACUUCUCCACCGUCUGGUUGUCGCGCGACACCACGACCGGCAAACACGUCGCGCUGAAGGUCGUUCGCUCCGCCGCCCACUACACCGAGACCGCUAUCGAUGAAAUCAAAUUGCUCAACCGCAUCGUCCAAGCCAAACCCUCUCACCCCGGCCGCAAGCAUGUCGUCAGUCUGCUUGAUUCCUUCGAGCACAAGGGUCCCAACGGUGUACAUGUCUGCAUGGUCUUCGAAGUGCUCGGCGAGAACCUGCUGGGCCUCAUCAAGCGCUGGAACCACCGCGGCAUUCCUAUGCCGCUCGUCAAGCAGAUUACCAAGCAAGUCCUGCUGGGUCUUGACUAUCUUCACCGCGAGUGCGGCAUCAUCCACACUGAUCUGAAGCCCGAGAACGUUCUUAUUGAGAUCGGCGACGUUGAACAGAUUGUUCGUGCGCAUGUGCAGCAGGAAGAAGCCGCGAAGAAGGACAAGGAGGACAAUCGCAAUGGUCGCCGCCGGAGGCGCACCCUUAUUACCGGCAGCCAGCCGCUGCCCAGCCCGCUGAACUCCAGCUUCAGCAGCUUCGACUUUAAGCACACCUCCUCUAACUCACACAGCAGCCUCAACCAGAUGGUCAACGAUGCCGGUGAGCCCAUGGAUCUGACUCCUGACUGCACUGUUGAAGUUCUAACCCACGAAGCAUCGGAAGACUCGCCCUCCAUGAAAGAGGCACUUGGUAUCAAAGAGCAGGACGAGCAGCAGAGUCAGAGAGAGAAGACAACCGAUCUCCUGGAGAGAGAGGUGUCGGGCAUCUCGCUCAACAAGUCCCCCCAAGCUGAGGACGAAAUCGAUUCAAACAUUAUCUCUGUCAAAAUUGCCGACCUGGGCAACGCCUGCUGGGUUGGCCACCACUUUACCAACGACAUCCAGACCCGCCAAUAUCGCUCCCCGGAGGUGAUUCUUGGUGCCAAGUGGGGUGCCAGUACGGACGUGUGGAGCAUGGCGUGCAUGGUCUUUGAACUUAUUACUGGCGAUUACCUGUUCGAUCCGCAGUCGGGCACAAAGUACGGUAAGGACGACGAUCACAUUGCCCAAAUCAUCGAACUGCUCGGUCCAUUCGCCAAGUCGCAGUGUCUGUCCGGUAAAUGGUCGCAAGAGAUUUUCAACCGCAAGGGCGAACUCCGUAAUAUCCACCGCCUGCGCCACUGGGCCCUGCCCGAGGUCCUGCGUGAGAAGUACCACUACACCGUCGAAGAGAGCAUGCGCAUCAGCGAAUUCCUUCUCCCCAUGCUCGACCUCUCGCCCGAGAAACGUGCGAAUGCCGGCGGUAUGGCCAGUCACGAGUGGAUGAACGAUACGCUGGGAAUGGACGGUAUCACCCUGGGCAUUCAGCCAGGUACCCGCGGCGAAGGGAUUGACGGGUGGGCGGCAGAAUUCAAACGGCGAUGA